Messenger RNA from Saprolegnia parasitica CBS 223.65, 243 nucleotides. RefSeq lists its product as hypothetical. The coding region runs from base 1 to 243 and encodes 80 amino acids. The record is from RefSeq and is a predicted model, not a curated record. The transcript has 2 exons. NCBI's taxonomy places the organism in Eukaryota, Oomycota, Saprolegniomycetes, Saprolegniales, Saprolegniaceae.
AUGGGCAAGCGGCUCAUCCAGGUGCACCCGCCUGCGGGGCUAAGUGGCAAGCGCCAAGUGGCAACACGCAUGGCGGGCGUCUGCAGUGGUCCCGGCGAGGCGACGCCGGCUGCAACACGGGCGCACGGAAGCGAGGACGCCAAAGAUACCGGCGACGCAUGGAUCCUUGAUCGCGGGUAUUACACCCGCUCGCGCCGAAACACGCAGACCGCGAUGGCGCAGCGCCAGAGCCAAGCGACCUAG